UAUAAAAUUCAAAGUAAAAGUACAAUUUCUUAUCAAACCGUAUAGAAGAAUCCGAUUCCUCUGCGGCUCUAGGAAUAUAUACAGUACAUUACAAAGUAGUAAACCUUCAAUUCCAAUUCAAGCCAAACAAGUGAAAGUGAAACAACAACCCUCUCUCACUCAGGAAAAAAAAAACCUUAAAAAAUAAUGUCAAAUUUCAAGAACGGUGACUAUACGGUUGAGGAAACACGACCCAACAAACGGUUAAAGGAAAACGUCAACGUCGGUGACGCCGUUGAUGAUAACCGUCACUCACUAAAUUCUUGGUGUCCCGCUACCGUUAAAUUUCACGGUGCAAAUGGUAUUAACGAUUCUGUAACAGUCGAUCCGUGUGGUUUCCGACUUCACCAUGAUAGUAUCAAUGACGUUGACUGGGUCCCACCUCUCCGUCAACAACUUCAGGAGAAACCACUUGAGAUUGAACAAAAGCCUAAAAAAUUGAAGAUUAGAAUAAAAAAAUACACAGGGAAGCCAAAUAUUGAAUCGAAGUUUAAAAAGGGUGAAAAAGUGGAAGUUAGUAGUGAUGAAGAAGGUUAUAAGGGUGCUUGGUUUGUUGCAUCUAUUGUUGACACAUUAGAAAAAGACAAGUUUCUAGUUGAAUAUAGAGACUUGAUGAAUGAUGAUGGAACUCAACUAUUGAAAGAAGAAAUUGAUGCUAUGUUUAUUAGGCCUUGUCCUCCUCAACUUCAAAAUUUUGGUUGUUACAAAAGGUUACAAGAAGUUGAUGCAUGGUACAAUGAUGGAUGGUGGAAAGGCAUGGUUGUUGGAUUGUUGAAUGGAAAAGAGUGUUUUGUUAGAUUUAUGUAUAAUGAAGUGUUGAAAUUUGAAUAUUCUAAACUUAGGCCUCAUCAAGAUUUGUUUGAGGGUAAAUGGGUCAUUUCUUCAAACAAGGAGUCAAGUGAGCUAGUGAAGAAGUUUGGAGAUGUGAAACCUAAAGUCAAGAAUCUAGCUGGAACAAAAUUAAUUUCAAAAUGUCAAAUUCCUAAUGAGCAAUAUGCAAAGCAGCAUAAAGAUGUAACUACAAGGACUAUAAACAAUAGAAGCAAAUUUGUAUUACAUUUCUAUAAAGGUGCAAAGGUUGAAGUUAGAAGUGAUGAAGAAGGCUAUGAAGGUUCAUGGUUCACUGCAACUGUUGUUGAUUUCUUGCAGAAUGGAAAGUACUUGGUGGAGUAUUUGUCACUGAAAACAGAUGAUUUGACUGAACAACUGAGGGAAGAAGCAGACGGUGAAGAUCUUAGGCCGUAUCCGCCGGAUAUCAAUCGGUUUCGUCGAUUUGUGGCGGGCGAAAGGGUUGAUGCUUGGUAUAAUGAUGGAUGGUGGGUAGGCCAGGUAUCUUGUGUUCUUGAUGGUUUCAAGUAUAGGGUUUAUUUUUGGACUUCAAAUGAGGAGCUUGAAUUUGAACAUUGUCAUAUGAGGCCUCAUCAAGAAUGGAUUGGUGGAAGAUGGAUGCUUGCUUCUUUGGGCUGAAGAUUUGAUCAUUGGUGAAUUGUUACUUGAGGUUCAUGAUACUGCCAACUUGAUGUUUUCACUGAGAUUGCUUUCUACUACCAUCAUUUACUCAAGAUUCCUAUUACUAUUAAAUAUAAGAGGCUUUAGGUAGUAGUGUUUUCCUUGAAUGAGUUUCCAUUUUUUUGAAAUUACUUAUGUAAAUAUGUGGAAUAUGCUUAAUUGCAAUGUCCAUCUUGGUGUUAAUUAAAUAGUAACUCCAAAUUUUCAAUGUUCAGGGAGAGAUCCCAUUUGAUGUUA
Messenger RNA from Cicer arietinum (chickpea), 1785 nucleotides. Its product is annotated as protein AGENET DOMAIN (AGD)-CONTAINING P1-like. Lineage: Eukaryota; Viridiplantae; Streptophyta; Magnoliopsida; Fabales; Fabaceae. The record is from RefSeq and is a predicted model, not a curated record.